Coniophora puteana RWD-64-598 SS2 is the source of this 1158-nucleotide messenger RNA. RefSeq names its product Rhodanese-like protein. Bases 65 to 1015 code for a protein of 316 amino acids. The record is from RefSeq and is a predicted model, not a curated record. Gene Ontology annotation, biological process: transsulfuration. The transcript is spliced from 6 exons. Gene Ontology annotation, molecular function: thiosulfate-cyanide sulfurtransferase activity. Lineage: Eukaryota; Fungi; Basidiomycota; Agaricomycetes; Boletales; Coniophoraceae. Gene Ontology annotation, cellular component: mitochondrion.
CUUAUACAUCUCAAUAGCUCAUCCGUAACGUUUCCUGCAUUCACCGAACAACGCUAUCGCCGCCAUGGCCUCCUCAUCCGCAUCCAUGCCUUUCCUCGUCAGCCCCGCCGAGCUCAAGACACUCCAAGACGCUGGGGAUGUCGUUGUGCUUGAUGUCUCAUGGUACCUCCCCGUCGAAGGGCGCGACCCCGUGAAGGAGUAUAAUGAGAAACGUAUCCCCGACGCACAGCUCCUCGACCUUGACGAGGUUGCGACGAUUGCCUCAGUCGAGGGCAUAUCGCUCAAGCAUAUGAUGCCUGACGGACCCACCUUUGCUGAAGCAUGCUCCAAGUUCGGUAUCUCUCCUACAACAUACGUCGUCUUCUAUGACUCGAGAGGCGUGUACUCCUCUCCGCGAGCGUUGUUCAUGUUCCGCUCCUUUGGCCAUGAGAAGUCCAGCGUGCUCGACGGAGGCAUCCCACGAUGGGAAGUUGAAGGGUUUCCCAUGGAGACCAGCUCACCCAAGGUCCCUAGCAAGACGACGUACCCCAUCCCUUCAAUGGACGCGAGCAUAAUCCGAAACUACGACCAGAUGUUCUCUCUCGCUUCGUGCGACCUCCAGGCGAUACCAGAGGUUGUCCUCGACGCCCGUCCAAAGGGCAGAUUCGACGGCGUCGACCCAGAACCCCGCCCGAUCAUCCCCUCAGGGCACAUGCCCAACUCGACCUCGCUCCCCUUCUCCCUCUUCCUCAGCACCAACGACGUUCCACCCUCUUUCUCCUCCAUUCCCGCACCAACAUAUACCACCGUCCUCCCACCCGCUGAGAUCAGGGCUGCGCUCGAAAGCGCUGUUGGGCCUGAUGUGGCAGCUGCCGUUGUACGCAAGGAGAGGCCUGUGGUCGUCACGUGCGGAAGCGGGAUGACGGCGGGGACUGUAUGGUUGGGGCUACAGCUUCUGGGUAUCGAUAAGAUGGGCUUUUACGAUGAGUCAUGGACGGGGUAUGUCAUCCACCAGGGAAAACAUAUCAAGGCCUGAACGAUAUGGCGUGUUAUGAGGACUUAUAUGUAGUAUCAACGUUGCUUGCUAAGAAUGAAGGGAUAGAGGAUAAACGACACUGUAUUUCGUCUGGAUUCGUAACUCACCACUCAAGAGGAUACACCAAUGCUAGUAUAAACAAG